UCCAGGCGCCGCCGGCUCUUCGCCACAUUGCUGAAUAUCACCGCGGGUCUGCGGCUCAAAUCGCACAAAACUUGAUAAUUGCGCCUUUUGUUUUCUAUAUCUAGUACAUCGGUUUCGUUGGAGUAGGAAACAUGGAGUGCUUCGUGUCGGUUAGCUAAGUGUACCGACGCUGAUGCGUUAACCCCCAGCCGCUCCGUCGGCCUCGGUAACGGUAACGGUAACGGUGACGGACGGACGGACGGCCAGCAGGAUGAAAUGCCACUACGACGUGCUGGGUGUCACCAGGGACGCGACGGACGACGGGCUGAAGAAGGCCUAUCGUAGAUUAGCGCUGAAAUGGCACCCAGAUAAGAACCUGGAGAACGCAGAGGAGGCAGCAGAGCAGUUCAAACUGAUCCAGGCAGCUUACGACGUCCUCAGCGACCCGCAGGAGAGGGCCUGGUACGACAGCCACCGGGAGGCGUUGUUGAAGGGCGGUGUCACUGGCGAGUACCAAGAUGACAGUAUUGAUCUGCUACAGUACUUCACUGUGAGCUGCUACUCGGGUUACGGAGAUGAUGAACGUGGUUUUUACAGCGUCUACAGGCGGCUUUUUGAGUCCAUUGCAAGAGAAGAACUGGAGCACAGUAAAGAGGAGGUUGAGGACUCUGAAGACUUUCCCUCCUUUGGAGACUCUCAGAGUGACUAUGAUACGGUUGUGCAUGUGUUCUAUGGCUGCUGGCAAAGUUUCUGCACACGUAAGAACUUUGCGUGGAAGGAGGAGUACGACACGCGGCAGGCGUCCAACCGCUGGGAGAAACGCGCCAUGGAGAAGGAGAACAGGAAGACCCGUGAGAAGGCCCGCAGGGAGCGCAGUGAGCUGGUCCGCCAUCUAGUGGCCUUCACACGCAAGCGCGACAAACGUGUGCAGGCCCACAAGAAGCUGGUGGAGGAGCAGAACGCGGAGAAGAGCAAGAAGGUGGAGCAGCUGAGAAGGAAGCAGAAACUACAACAGGCAAAGCUUGCAGAGGUCUACCAGGAGCAAAGCUGGGUGAGUGUGUCUGAUCUGGAGAAGGAGCUGCAGCAGAUGGAGGCUCAGUACGGACAGCAGUUUGGAGACGCCUCCGACACUGACGAUGAGCUGGAGGACACCCAGGAACCAGUGGACACAGACUCAGUGCAGUUGGAUGGUCCUGAUGAGCUCGAUCAGUUGUAUGACAGCCUGUACUGCCCUGCCUGUGACAAAUCCUUCAAAUCUGACAAAGCCAUGAAGAACCAUGAAAAGUCCCGGAAGCACAGAGAUAUGGUGACGUUGGUACGGCAGCAGAUGGAGGAGGAGGAGUUUCUGGCUCAGAGUGAUGGCGAGGAAGAAGAGGACGAUGAGGAUGAGGAUGAGCACGAGGGCAAAGACGACUGGCCCAGACAGAAAUUGUCUAAAAAACAGAAGAAGAAGAAACGUCAGCAGAGAGCCGCGACUGUAAGUGCUACCUGUAGGCUGCAGGACCUUCCAGAAGAACUGAAGGCUGAGAGUCCAGCCACAAACCUCACAGAGGACAUCGUGCCACCAGGCCAAACAGGCAAUAGUGAAGACACCCCAGCCUCACCUGAGGACCCCACGCAGGAAAUGACUAAGCAGGCGUCUGAAGCCAACAGAAGCUCCGGAAAGACCAAAAGCAAAAAAGGUGGAAAAGACUCUAAAAAGAACAACAAACCUCAUGGGGGUGGAGAAGUAAACCAAGAGAAAGAGGGAAACCUGCGAUGCGUCACCUGCCAGUUUGAGUUUGCUAGCAGAAACAAGCUGUUUGACCAUCUGAAGGUCACAGGUCACGCCACAGCCCUUACUUCCACCAACCAGCCAACCAGCAAGAGGGACAGGAGGAAACACCGAUGACCAGAACAGCCAACCCAGUGAUGAUGAUGAUGAUGAUUAUUGUUGUUGAUAUUAUUAAAGACUGAAGAAGCUUCUUGCUG
Molecule: messenger RNA, 1950 nt
Organism: Electrophorus electricus (electric eel)
Lineage: Eukaryota; Metazoa; Chordata; Actinopteri; Gymnotiformes; Gymnotidae
Gene: dnajc21
Product: DnaJ heat shock protein family (Hsp40) member C21
Cellular component (GO): cytoplasm
Molecular function (GO): zinc ion binding; nucleic acid binding
Source: RefSeq, a predicted model, not a curated record